This is a messenger RNA of Strongylocentrotus purpuratus (purple sea urchin), 8459 nucleotides long. RefSeq names its product titin homolog. The coding region runs from base 485 to 5821 and encodes 1778 amino acids. Lineage: Eukaryota; Metazoa; Echinodermata; Echinoidea; Camarodonta; Strongylocentrotidae. The record is from RefSeq and is a predicted model, not a curated record. The transcript has 27 exons.
UCGGUGCGAAGUACGAGCUAAAAUUCGAUACGACCAGAUAUGCGUGACGUCGUCAGGCGCUGCACGGCAACCUUAUCACGUGAUCAAACAAUAUGGCGGUGCCCAUGGGCUGAAUUUUGCCGAGCAGAACUUAUCAACAGUUUUGAAACAGCUGGUUAUGAGACUUCUUCAGUCAUCUUUUAACUAUUAAUCGCUCCUCAGAACUUAAGGAGAGGAAAAGUGAAGGUUGUAUGAGAAACGGUAUUUUUGAAAGCUGAGAAGAAAGGCGAAAAGUUAGAAACAUUUGAAAGGGGAAGUAAACAAUUCGUUGACGUUGAUGCGGGAAGGUCGCAAUCCCUGCGCCGGCGGCUACGGGUAUGCCACCAAUCAAUUAUCAGUGAGCGGGCCGGGCCAACAGCCGUUAGGGCUGACCAAGUCGCACGCGCACUGCAGUUUGUGACCAACUUGAUCGACUCGGGGCACCUAAAUUUGUAAAAAAAUAAACAUGUUCACUCUUCAACCAACUGUAGUGUCAAAGUCUUCCAAUCCUGGUCUUUCAUUACUGAGUCGAGGAAUAGGAGAGGAAAAAGAACAACAUGGACAAACAAAGCUGGAAGUUUGCCUUGAACCGGAGGACUACCACAACAUCCAAGGCCGUCGAUUCUACCUGCCCCCUUUACAGCAGCAUGCGUGGGCCAAGGAGUCGAAGCAGGUCUCGCCCAGAGAGGUGCGGGUACACAAGACCUACACCACCAGGAAGGGGGCGCUGCUCCUCUACGCCGAGGACCUGGCCCUGACCUCGCAGGAGGGGGCGGACGGCAAGAAGAGGUCGAUGGAGGCCGAGGACUCGAGCUACUUCAACUCAAUAAGUGAUCUACGCAAUGCUGUCUUGUCGUAUGGUAGCGGCACGAGACAGCAAACCUUCCAGCCUGCUGCUUCGCAGGUCGACCCAAGCCAUCAACCAUUCCUGGGUUUUGUACACAAUAAGCGGUCUCAUGGGCCGUACAAGACAGUCCGUCCAGGCUUCUCGGCCAAACGCUACCUGGCCAACUGGUCAAGGAGCUGGGAUGAUUCCAUACUCAACUACCUCCGAAGUGAAGGUCAUAUAUGGGACAAGAAUCUCUUCCAGCAGAACGUUCUAGCUCCUAACCUGUACAGACGUAUCAACGAUGACCUCUCCCUCGUUCCCUUGCCAUACCGGGUCACGCGUAACAUGCUCAUGUCACCGGGUGAAUUUGAAAGCUUAGAAUUCUACAGGAUACGACCUGACGGUGCAGAUACAGGGGGCUAUGAUGACGAUGACGGCUAUGAUGCCGAUGUCGAUGCCACCGAGAAGGGUAGUAAGGGCAGGAAGAAGAAGAAGUCGAUUCAGAAACCUUUCAACUUGCCAGGUUCGAUCGCUAUGAUUGUUCGCGACAUGGAGCAGAAACCACAUGCCGUCCAGUACGAGCAGCUCGAUGAGGAGCAACAGAGACAGGUUCUUCAGCGACUGCUACUACAGAGUGCCCUCCACCAGCAACAACAUCUCAGGAUAAUCCGAGAGGAGAAUGAAAAGAAGAAAGAGGAGGAGACGGUGAUGGAAGAAGAAGGAGAGAACUCUGCCACUUCAAGUCAGAAGCGUCCAAUGCCUAUUCUUUCGGGCCAGCCUAAACAGAGAAGAACGGACACAGACAUGACGCUCUACGGCAGUCCAACCUUCCAGGUUCCCGAUGCACAAGACAUUGAUAUGGAGCAAGCCAUAGCAAAUCUCAUCACAAGCAACUCAACCAACAUUCUUGGUGGCUCAACGGCAUUCACCGAUCAGACCAUUCUAGACAUGUACAGUGCGAUGAAAGGCAAGACCAAGAAACCACCAGCACCCCCACCCUCAACAUCACCCUCUCAAUGGCCUCAGGGUUCUAAGCGCGGGAGGGUCAAGAACAACAUGUACCACACCUACCCGGCCAACUUCUCUGGCAUCCAGCCCCUCCCACCCAUCCAGAACUCAUUGGAAGGAAACAUGGGUGGUGGCGGAGACUUCAUGUGGCCUACCCCUCCGCCCAAGCAGGGUACCGGACCCCCCGUCAUCACAAUGGAACCGCCUACACCCCAGCACCCGUUACUGAGUGGGAAGAGUAAAUUUUCACAGGGAUGGUCAAGUCGUAGCAAAACGCUUUCAAAAAGUAGCGUCCAAUCAUCGUCCGAAACGAACAUCUGGAAAGCGGACAUCGACGAGAAUGACCUCCUCCAGGAGGCCGAGAGGGAGGACAUUGAACACGAGAGGGCGUCUUCUGACCAGGAGGUAUGGAUAAAGAGCCCUCGUUCAUCCACAAAGGGUUCCUCAAAGAAGGCAUCGUCUAAAGACAGCGCAGUAAGCAAAGCAAGUAAAGGAUCUGGAGAAAGCAUCAUUGCUCUUUCCAUCAAUAGCCACUUCAGCCACAGCAUGGAGAACCUAGCCAGCCCCGUGGGCGAUCAGAAACCCAGAUUCCCGGCCGCAGGCUCCGUACCGGCGCGGCUCCGGGAGAGCAUGCGCUCGAACAAGGGGAGCGGCAGGGGGAGUAGCCAUGGGUGCGUGUUGCUAGGGGACCAGGGCGGAGACUUCUUGAUCACCGGCUCAAAGCAGGGGAGCAGCUACGCCCCUUCUGUUGACUCCCUGGCUGACAACGUUCCAAGUCCUGUUGAGGCCCCUACGCCUCAGGAACCUCCUUCUAUAUCCCAGGAACUUCCUUCUAUCGAAUCAUCUGAAUCCUUGGAGGUUCCCGACGCAUCCACUCUAGAUGCCGAAGAAAUCUUUGAAGAAAAGGCGGACAUUGGCUCAACUGAUAAUGUGGCGGGCUCUCCUGAAGAUGAUGAUGCACAUUCUGUUAAAACCGAUGAGUUUCUAUCCGAGGCUGACGACACCAAGACGACAGGAAGGUCAGUCAAACUAGGUCAAGGGGUCAUUGACCUUACAAUGUCCGAACCUGCCGAGUCCGUCCGGGAUAAGAUGUCCGAGAAACGGAGCUUGCCUAGCUACUCCAAAAAGUCCUCCACACAAGGCUCUGUCAAAGCAGAGUCAUUGCAAUCUGGGAAAGAUGAUGAUGAGCUCGGUCAAUUGUCUGAUGGGGAGAAGGACGAGGAAUGGCCGGGUCAAGCUGACCAGUCAAAGACUGGGAGCGUGACCGGUCAGGAUGAUGACCAGCAGGCAGAUAUGUCAUCCAAGAGGCGAAGCUCCGUGGCCGGUUCGGAGAGCGAAGUAGAAAUCGAAGUUGAAGCAGCUGGAGACGGAAACGAAGAAAACGGGGGAGAACCAGGGGAGGGUGGAGACAACAAUUCUGGUUUAAGAACCUCUUCUCUUCUGGAGCCUCCUGCGUCUGUCGCCGGGAGCGUGAGGUCGCGGUCCGGUUCCGUUGAAGCUCAACUUGAGCAGCUGGUAGAGGCAGCGUCUGUGAUUGUUGAUGAGAUUAUGCAGAGGCCAAAGUCUGGACGUGAUCUGGCCAAGGAUGCUAUGAUGGCAGCGGAGAUCUGGUCAGCCAAGCUUGGAGAGCUCUUUGACCAGAACGAUGACCCUGAGCGUGUCCGGUCAGCCCCAUACAGGCGUCGGCAGAACUCCCUGGACGAAGAAUCGGUCACCUCGGACAUGUCCAGCAAGGGAACCAAGAGGAGUAGACGGAUACACUCGGCGGAGGCUGCCGUCACUUUGCUUCGGCAUCUACUCAAAGCUUCUGUACCUGAUGACCUAGCCUCCCUGUCUGGCGCUGAUUUAGAAAGCCUUAUAUCCCGGGUAGCGGAAGAAAACACCAAUGUGAAGAUCGGUGCUGAGGUUUCCGACAUGAUAGAGAAUCAAGACAACCUCAAUGACCACGACAUUGUGGUGGUCGAGGACAUCACCGAAAGGAAGUUCAUCGUCGAGUCCCUCGCAUCAAGCACCGUGUACGGGGGCGACACAGAAGAUGAAGAAGAGAUACAAGAGACGAAGAUGGUGGCGGAGAGGGCGUUUACGGUGAGGAGCCGGGCGUCGGUACUGGAGGAGGCUUCCGAAGGUGAAAGUGAUAAGCCAGAUGGAGCGUUGCUUACCCCAAAGCCACCUGCGUCUGCAGUUUCGAAGGCACCAUCUAGGGUAUCGUCUGGGGCACCGUCUAAGGCACCGUCCAAAGCACCAUCAGUAGUAGUGGAGCCUCCAAAAGGUUCCAAAUCAGCCGAGGGGAAGAAAGAAGAUGCUGGUGGAGAUGGUGCAAAAGAUAGCGGCCCCCUCGGGUUUAGUAUGACCAAUCUGGGUGUCGCGGAGAAGAUAGAGGCGGAGAAGACUACUCUGAUUGUGAGAGCUCCCCCUGAACCAGAGAAACCUGCCGAUGACGCCGACGCCAAGCUCAACGACGAGCUCGCCAAGAUAGUUGCAGAGACCGGACUCCUGGAGAAGAGGGGAUCCAAGUCCAAGAAGGGCAGCAUGAGUACCAAGACCAGUACCAAGAGUAACAAGAGCUCCAAGAGUUCCAAGAGCAAGAAGGGGAAGGAUGGGGAGGACGAGGAAGACAAGGAUGCCUUUAUUGUCAGUUUGCCCAAAGACAGUAAAGCAGACAUCCUUCUCUACAAGCCUAUGACUCCAGAACCUCCGAAAGAGGAACCAAAGCCUCCACCAAAGGAGAAGAAAAAGCCGAUCCAGAAGAAGACCAAGAAACCGGCUCCGAAACAAGAGAAGCCCAAGAAAACCAAGAAGCCGCCCAAAGAACCAUCGGAGAGUCCCAAAGACAACAAGCAAGUCGAGGAGGAGGAGGCCAAAUUGAAAGCAGAGAAGGAGAAGCAGGAAGAAGAGGAGAGGAAGAAGAAGGAAGAGGAGGAGAAGGCUGCUAAGGAGGCUGCAGAGAGGGAAGGAGAGGAAGACGAGGAGGAAGAGGAUGAGGGGAGGGCCUCGCCGGAAUCUCCAGAGUUCAUCAUUGUUCAAGACGAAUUCUCCGAUUCUGAUGAAGAGGAACAGCCUCCUUCGUUGCCUCCUGAACUCCCUGUUGAUGAAAUCAAGCUGGAGCCAUCGGUCUCGGCUGCACCCAGCGAGGAUUACUCCGAGAUAACAGACUUCACAGAGGAUUCAACAAACGAAGGACCAAACAGCAUCUCUCGUUCCCAAGCCAAAGCUUUCAAGAGAGCCGCGGAGGCUGAGAAGAGGAAAGCAGCGGUGGAGAAGAAGAGAAGAGACCGGGACGAGGCAAAGAAGAGAGCCCAAGGGGAAGCUGAGAGAGCGGAGAGGAUCAAGCAGGAGUACGAAGAUGAGAAGAAGAGGAAGGAGGCAGAAGCACUGGAGAGGGCAGCAAGGGCAGUAGAGGAACGAGAGAAGCUGGCCAAUCAAGAGGAGGAACGCAAGAGACAAGCCGCUCUGGCAGCAGAGAGGGAACGCAGACAACAGGCCGAGUACAAACGCAAGAUGGAGGAGAUGGCUCGCAAGAAGCGUGAAGAAGAUAUGAAAAGAAAAGCUGAAGACGAACAACGAAAGAAAGAAGAGGCAGAGCGAAUGCGCAUCGAGGCUGAGAUGCUAGCAGCAAUGGAGGAAGCCGAGCGUAUCGAGUUCGAGAAGCGUCGAAAAGCCGAAGAACUUGAGGCGGCCAGGAUCGCGGAGGAAGAACGCAUCAAGCGCGAGAUCGAAGACAAGAUCGCGGAGGAGAAGGCGCGACUGCUGGCGAUCGAGCUCGCGAAGCAGCAGAAGGAGGUGGAGGCGAGGCUAGCGUUCAACAAGGAACUGCACUCGGAAGCAAACGUCUUCACUCACUCUCAGGACAUGACGAGGGCGUUCACCUGGUCUUACUUUGAGCUCCUGGAGCAUCUGGGGAUAGAUAUCCCUGAUUCACUGAAGGAUCAUUACAAGGAGAUUGCAGAGAGUAAAGGAGAUGGCUAAAGAACGGUCGACCGUCUAGUAGAACUCUUUCAAAUGAUAAUUCAUGCAGGGUUUCCAUUUAGAUUGCAUAAAACAGAAAUCCAAUCUUAAUGGCAUAGUAAUCUAAUAGUAAGCAGAAAUAUCAGAAAAGCUCUGAUGAAAGUUUGAACAAAUCAGAAAAACGGAAAGCAGUGAUAUAGUCUUGUACACAACAAAUGGGAGGGUUUUCCAUGCAUACGUCACAAUCCACUGACAAAAUUGCCAAUUUUGAGAUUUGCAUAGCUUUAUUGAUCUCAUUUUUCGAACAUUCAUAACUCUCUGACUAUUGGUCCGUUUUACACUUUCACCAUUUUAUGUGUCUGAUUUAAGUCAAAAAUGCAAUUUAUCAACACAUAUUUUAUUUAUUGAUUUUGAAGGGAUUACUUUCAUUUUCUGCUUGAACAGGGGACUCUGAUAAUUGCAGUUUAUUAAAUUUCAUUUGCCUGUGUUUGUAAAUGUGAUAGUUAUAUCAAUGAACACAAAGUAUAUCAUCAAUUUUGUGACCAAAGGUUAAACAUGUAAAUACCUUCAAGGCACACAAAUUUCAAAAUGUCUGUUCAAACAUUUCAGACAUUUCAAGCAUUCCAUUUAUGCCUCAACAAAUUUGCAAGAAACAACUUAAUUUAUGUUUUGUUGUCGUUGAUUUCUUUUUGUUCAAGACUUUUAGCACAUUUGGAACUACUUUUUAAUGAACAAAUAUUUUAGGGGAGAUAUUUUCCAUGUCCAUGCUAUUUUUCUUUAACAAGGCGAAAUGUUGUCGGAAUUCUCUCUGUUAGAACUCGUUAAAGGAAUUUUCACCAAUGUAUCCACAUCAUCGCAGCAAGUGAUCAAUUAUAAGGUGCUGUUACAAAUUAAAAAGUGGUUUAUGUGUCACUGAGCAACUUGGGCCUUAAGGAGUUAAGUCUAUGUUACACUAGUUAUUGACUUCAAUGGGGUGUUGGGUGGAGUUAAGUCUUUGUGGUUCCUAGAAAGCCCACAUCUUUCUGAACAUUUUGAUAUGAAAUACUCAUUUUGGCAAAGUAUGGAGUUACCUCUUUGUGUCACCAACCCUUGAUGUAGGAAAAUGAAAUUGAUGUAAAUAAUUGUCAAUUUUAACUCAAUAUGAACUGAACAUUUGCAGUGGAGUGAAUGCAUAUCUUAUUAGACUUAUCGACACAAGAAACUGGUAUUAGCCAUUAUGUUUAAAAAAUCAUCAGUUUUUAAUACAUAAUGUUGAUAUACGAAACGAUAUAAUAACAAAAGAAACUACAUUGUAUCGUUUUUAGUCCUUUAGUUCAUAAUAACAUUUGUGCUCAGUUACAUGUGAAUGAACAAUACAUUUAUGGAGACAUUUUCAUUUUAGUUCAAAUCAUAGUCUACAUGUACAUACCUUGAUAGACAAAAGUAUGAAUACAACAUUAAGUCAAAUGUUUCAACAUUAAACGGAAUUCGUAAAUUGUAUCAUUUGUUUGUACAUGAAUUUUGUAGAUAGCUACAUGUAUGAAUUCAAAUAUUUUCCUUCUAUGCAGUUUGGUAUUUAGAAUCUAUGCAGAAACAUAUCUAUUCAUAAUUACACACAUAUGCAUGUUCAUGUAGAAGUUAUAUAUUGAACUAUAUAUAUUUUUGGAUGUAAUGUACAUGAACAUGAGGUAAUUAAAGAAAUAUAUCCUAGUGCUUUCAUGAUUUCAUGGAAAUGUCAUAAUGCUACAAUAAUAUUACGACAUAGUAGUUUGUACUCUGCUUUGUUCUCUUAUUAUACUAAGAACAGUUUGAUUGAAUGAUAGUAUAUGCAAAGGAUCCGUCCCUGUAUAUAGGAAAAUUGGUAUAUCAGAAAGAGACUUUUUUAAAUGUCAAAUCUCAUUGAAAUCUUAAAAAACCUAUAUGCACACCUACUUGUAAUUUGAAGUGUGUAAAUUGUAAUUGAAAUCAAUGUGCAAUAUGAAUCGAUGUUCAAAUUGAACUAGAAAUUUGAUGAUAAUCUUUCACAUGGACAAAAUAAGAUAAAUACAAAACGUGGUGUGAAAAUAUAGUUUAUAUAGAUUAGCAUGCGUUAUACUAUAGUCAUGCUCGUAGAUGUUUGUGUAUGUUGAUAAAAGUGUGUCAUAUGAAACCUCAAGUAUAUUUAUUGGUGAUUUGGCUUCAAAUCAAAUGCAUUUCCGUCCUUUUAACAUGAACACAGGGUUGGUGUAUAUUCUGGUGUUAUGAGUGGUCAAACUAUAUCGGUCAAAGGUCAAACAAUUGCUUGGUUCUAUUUUACAAUUUUGAUGGAUGAGAAUAUCAUGCAUUGAGAGCCAGAAAAGGCAUUAACUCCUUGGCUAAUUGUACACAGACCUAACGAUUUUCUGGCUUGCAACAGAAAGUAUGAUGACUUGAUGAAAUGAAUGUUAAUCUGCAUCUAGUAUUUGCCACAAUGCACUAGCCAAAGACAAUGGCACAGAUAUGUCAGAUGUUUGAAAAGUGUAUUUAAGAACCUGUACAGUGAAGGUACAAGGAUGUCCAUACUGGCAGAAUAACAUUAAUCCUAGCUUCAUGUCUGCUUCAGGUUUACUCUCUUUUAUCCUGCCUUUUAAAUUGAUGACAUGGCAUAUAUGGAAAUACAGAGAUAUAAUUGAAAUAAAUUUGACAUUAUCCUAACUUUAAA